AGCUGGAAGAAGUCGUCCUCCACUGGAGAAAGGUGAUUAAGUCUGCGGUCUGUUAAAACGCUAAGAAAACAACACUCUUUCAUCUAUGUCUAUUUCUACCCACGAUCUCGCCCGUCGUCAUAUUUCGGUUGAUGUCUGUGUAAACGCAAAAACUUGCUGCGGAGUUUCAUUCACGUGCUGAUUUCGCUACGCUUCAGCACUUUGAGAAAAUAAGUAUGUCCACAGCCAAAAGUCCCUUGAUUCUUUGCUCUGCGUCCUUCUUUUUGCUGUGUUUUUAUCUGGCUUUGGUUUGCCACAAUGCUGCGAUUCUGUACAACCAAUCGCGGGCUGCCCGAGCGGUUCUGGAGCUCGAAUACCUACCCCCAGCCGGCCGCUCCUCGGGAAGAAGUUCACUAGGGACCAAGCAGGACGAGGAGCAAAAGUUCCUUGUUCGUCGCAGCGACGGUCGGGCGGGCGCGGCUGCGCGCAUCGAGCAAGAUGGGUCGACUUCCCACCACCUGCCGGUACGUCAGUUAGGCGAGCUUCACGGUUUCGGGAGUGGUACAAGCCAUCCGACCGCGGUGCGGCAUGAGUUGCUCCGUCCGCCCGAGGACAUGGCUGCGUCUACCACGCGGGAGGAUGCAACCUCUACAGUGCACGACCUGCACGUGAAUCCGAAAUUCUACGAGUUCCUCCAGAUUCGCAGUGCGGAAGACGCCAAAAGAAGGCAUGCGGAGACCGCAGCAGUAGCGGCACAGGCCGUGUACGUGGAUGUCUUUCCGUUUCUCGUAAUGGCAGCCGUGUGCGGGGUGCUGGCCGUGACACAUCGGAUGUCGCGCUUUGCGCAUCUUCUAGCACUGGCGGGGUCGGCGGUAUUAUAGUUUUUUAUCCGGGAACAUUUUUUUCAGUCUAGAGUGUUUGUCGUACAGCGGAAAUAUUAACCGUGAUGGUGAAGAUGAUUCGCUGGUCAUGGAGCUUCGGUUUGUACGCAACAACCACAGGUCCUCGCGGGGGGAGUAAUAAAAGCUGCUUUCAUCCUGUACCGUGGCGCUUUGCAGCAGAUGAUCGCUCCUACUUCGUCAACCGAGCCCUUCGCCCGGAUCACCGAGUACAACGUUGCGCAAGUGCUUCUUCUCCCACCGUUACUCGGUAACCAGGGCGAGUACGACAAAACUCUCGAGCUCGGCCGCCUGGCUUUCCGUGGUGUGUGCACCAAUCACAUCUACGCGACGCCGAUUUUCGUUUUCGUCUUGACUUUCUGCGUCAUCAUUCACGAGCUGAAGUGUCGCAGGUGGUCCGAAAAUUGUCGGGCGGUGGUGUUCGCGGUGCCGGUAACAGCGUUUUCCGGAAUCUGUGUCUAUUUCAAGAUCCACGAGUUCAACACCGUGGCCCUCGCCGUCGUGUUUCCCUGGCUGCUCUACGAGAGCGAAUCGUUGGAGGAGUACAUUCUGGCCGCGUGCAACGCGUUUCUAGAGGGCGAAGCAACGCAGUUCUACUGCAGGUCGAAGCUCAUGCGGAAGGACGAGCUGGUGGGCAAGAGCCAUGUUGGGCAGCACUCGCCCAACAUCGAAGACGAAGUUUCGGACAGCGAUAACGAGUACGAUAAGAUGAAAGUUCGCCCUGGGAACAACGUGCGCCUGCUGCAUUCCGGAACCAAAGUCGUGCCUAAUUGUGGUCUUGGUGGAAAACGGUUCGAAUCGGUAGAGAACUACCGAAUCAAACGCGGACGGAGCAACGAUUCUGUGACAAUUCUAGCGCAAAGCCAGCAGGUUGUGCCCGGCAGCGGCCAAACUUCUACCUCGUCCGCGAACCUGCGUCGCGGGGGCCACAAUUUGCAUAAGACGAACACCCGUACUACGACCGCGGAGAGUAAUUCCAAUCGAACAAAGAUGAAAACCUCCGCUUCAGGGAGCAGCAUUAGUGAUCUGCUGGAACACUCCAGAAAAUCCUCUUUACUGCAUCGCACUAGCUCCACGUCCCUGCACGGCCGGACCAGCAGUGCGUACAAAACGUCCGUCGAUCGGCUGCUGACCGAAACAAUUUUUCCGUUGGAGCAAGAGACUGCAAAGCCGUAUUUCCGGAAUUCCUGGACGACUAAUCAGUCUUCUUCGUGGGAAAAACAGAAGGAGCAGGCAAAUGAGAAGGUGCGCCACAGGAGGUAUAGCGCCGUGGCAGUGAGCAAAAUGCAGCACCAGCAGACUAGCACAGCGUCUCAGCACGCAGCGGGGCUGCUACACUUGAAUCGGGACGACGAGAUGUAUGAGCAUGAUGCGGAGUUUCUGGCGUCCAGAGCACAUAGCUACAUGAGUACGUUACCGCGUGGAAGCUUCCAGAGCAGUGUGCGUCGGUCGCGAACCAGCGAGCGUGAGUCCAGUUAUCAGGAGCCGGACAAUAACUGUCCCGCUAUGUUGCUCGAACAGGACCACUUUGAAACGCUGCGCGGAGGGGGAGAGGAACUGAUCUGUAACCGGAAAAACAAAGCCAACAAGAUGUCUCGGAAGCGCAAAAGCAAGUACAAGGCUGGCCCUGGUUUGCUUCAUCACAGCGAUCGAAGCGACGACUCCUCGGAGCAGGAAAGUUGCCGUCGGCACUUGGAUCUGGAGGAUUUAACGAGCCGCCUAUCGGAGCAAACGGUGUUGUCCUCGCCGCUAUUCUCUGCACCAGGUACGAAUAUUCAGGUUUGACUUGUAAUGUCUUUGGGAUUUUUUUUGUACUUGUAGUGCGUUCUGGUCGAUGACUACUAUUAUGGCGGGGUCCUCAGAUGUUAAUUUUGUCACUUCCGAUGAUCGUCUAUCUCGCGGAAAAUACGGCAGGCGGUGGCGCUUCUUCUCUUGCGGCACCCAGCACCGGGUUUGGAAAAGGUUCUGCGACCGGCGGAACGAGGGAAUCGUCUCCGAAAGAAGUUAGCAGCGGAGGCCUUUGGGCCCCAUCUGCGAAUAGUAGUUCCAAAACGCGUUUUGUGCAAGCCGGCAACGGGGGUGGAAAUGCAAAUGCAGGAGCCAAUGGUCGUUUGGCUUUGGUGCUAGCGGAAAGUGGAACAAUUAACGUCACCGCUGGAGUACUAGAUGGGGCAGCACAGACGACUUCUAGUAGCGGCACUGUCGCCAGCGCCAGCACGGCAGUCGCACCGCCUCCGGCAUUUUCGAACAGUACUGCUCCCACGGGCAGUCAUCUUCCGGGCAAUCUAGUGCCUGCGCCAGUACUGCCGCAGGCACAAGAGAACAAUAAUCCUGUUCCACAGUCUGGCACUGUCGGGACAGCUCCGCUGACAGCCGAGGGGGCAGAAAAGCUGCACCGCGCGAAUUCGAACGCAUCGUUGCGUCCACAGCUACAGGCCGUCAGCGAAGAAGAGUUUGAAGAUUCUCUCGGCGCCAGCACCGGCGCCGCUACUGUCGUGGACCACCGGCGCCUGUCGAUCUCUUCGUCUACCAGCAACCUCGGUGCUACAACUUCCUCCCACUUAGUACAUCGCGCUAGUAGUCGUGGCCCGGUGCAUGUUGCCGGGACGAGCAGGGCUGCUGCUAUCGCGAGUGUCAACAUCGGGAACAAUGUGAAUGCCACACUAGCGAGGUUCAACGGGAAGGGUGCCUACGCGAACACUGGUGCCACUAUCGCAACCACACCAGCUUGUUUUCCGAAUGAAAUUAUCCAACAGGGGAGCAGCUGCAGCGCCAACCCCACGUCCGUCUACCGCGACGCGUCAGGAAUAAGAUCGAACUCAGCGUCGCCAUUUAGUGUGAGCAUGGACGAAGACCACGGAAAGCCGCGCACUUCCUGUCUUGUAGAGCACCGGUCCAGCGAAGAGGCCGUUUUCUCAACGGUGGAGAAGAAUAUUCCACUAGGGGAACCCAGCGCCGCUAGCACAGCGAAGGAUGAGGCGAACAAAUUGAUGGGGAAACAAGAACAGAUUUCUGCGCCGCUCGUUACCACUGCAUUCCAGUCUGUCGUCGCACCGGCUGGAGUUGCUGAUGUGGACAAAAGCGCACAGCAGGGUAGCGGCGGGAAGGCUUCUACUUUCAAUCUGCAGCAAAAUACGGAUGAGGAAAUAAAAACCUUCGGUGUUCUUGCCGAGGGGGAGGUGAGAGCAGUUGUGAACAAACCAAAGAACGAGGACAGCACACCGAAGUUUGGCACUUUCUCCCCGGCGUCGGCCGCCGCACGCUUGGCCUCGGUCGGUACAAACAAUGCAGAAGACACCUCCGACGACAGCCGGGAGCAGGACCCUAUGGCCUGUUUCGAAACUGCCGUUCGCGACGAGGCGCAGCGAAGGCAAACACUACAAAUGAUGGCAUAAUGGAAUGGCAAGGAGAGGGCGCGGCACAGCACGACCUGCCAUACUUCUGCACCAGCAAUUAAAGAAAUCAGGUCGGUGUCAAAUGAAUGUGUGCGACGUCUUCGCAUAGCUGCAGUGACGAUCAUGUUUCGUAUUGAACAAAGAGAAAAUCCCAUUUCUGCGUUUCGAGAAGUGCUGUUUUGAAAAAUCAAAGUUGCGGCCAUCACUAGGAUUGUUUUUUGUACAGAGAAUCAGUGCAACUUUCGAAAUAGAAGAAGCCAUAAACUGCCUGCGUAUGAUGCCAUUAGCAAGAUGUUUAUCGGUAUGAAACUAAGCGUAUUUUCCUCCUUUCCAGCACAAGUUCCACGAGAGGAGGCGAAUCUUUGUGCGAAAAACCACCCUCCGGCCCUCUGCAGAAUUGCUGGCAUGCCUGUGCUGAUAAAUGCUUGAUGUUGAUCAUCUAGGUUUUGUCUGCCAAACGUAAAGAAAAGAGUGAUGUAGAAACAGUAACAACGAACGAAUUUGACGCGGUGACGAGCCGCAACGAACGCAC
This is a messenger RNA of Amoebophrya sp. A120, 4805 nucleotides long. The record is from the annotation of a GenBank genome assembly. NCBI's taxonomy places the organism in Eukaryota, Dinophyceae, Syndiniales, Amoebophryaceae.